UGGGUGUUGAGCUCACUUGCCUGGCAGCGCAGAGACACAGCGCCUCUGUCCCCGGAUCAGCCCCGCUUCAGCUCAGCCACAGGCUCCUGGCUCCCUUCCCUGCCGCACUGCACUCUGCAAGCUGCACCAGAGAGAGGAGGAUGGAGACUCUCCCUGCUGCUCGGGUCCUGGCGCUGCUCUGCCUGGGUUUCCACCUUCUCCAAGCAGUUAUCAGCACAACAGUGAUUCCCUCAUGUAUCCCAGGAGAAUCUGAAGAUAACUGUACAGCUUUAGUUCAGAUGGAAGACAAUCCCCGCGUGGCUCAAGUGUCAAUUACAAAGUGUAGCUCGGACAUGAACGGCUACUGCUUGCAUGGACAGUGCAUCUACCUGGUGGACAUGAGUGAAAAUUACUGCAGAUGUGACGUGGGCUACACUGGCAUGCGAUGUGAACACUUCUUUCUGACGGUCCAUCAGCCCUUGAGCACAGAAUACGUUGCCCUGACGGUGAUCCUCAUUCUCCUCGUUCUUGUCAUCACUGCUGGGUCCAUAUACUAUUUCUGCAGAUGGUACAAAAAUCGAAAAAGUAAAAAAUCAAAGAAGGAAUAUGAGAGAGUGACAUCAGGGGACACUGCAUUGCCACAAGUCUGAACAGUACCACCGAACUAUGAACAGAAAGGCAUAGCGUGCCUGACUAAUGUUAAUAUUUUGUUGUAUUAAUAGUAUUUAUGUUGGGUCAUGUGUUAGGUCAAUAACUGUAUAUUUUUAAUACACUUGGAAAGUGUUUUAUUUUUGACAGACUAUUUGCUAAUAUAUUAUAAUGUAAAAUAUUUAAUGUCAAAAGAAAACUGAUAUUUUUGUAAGAAUUUUCUGAGUGCAAUGCUUUAUUGAAGAGCCUCAAAGUUCACUAGGCUGGUGCCAUGCUUGGAGUGAGCAGGGCCCAGUCUGUUGCUCAGGGGAUGUCUGCAAGCUACAUUCCUCUGAGCCGAGUAAUAUGGUCAAGUCAAUUGCAUAAGUGAUUUAUUUUCUACUUCUCGUGUCUGAUAAUUGACUUGACUAUUUCGUGGCUUAGCACAGUGGCUGGCGAGCCUAGUAAUACAGUCAAAUCAAUUGCAUAAGUGAUUUAUUUUCUGCUUCUCAUCUCUGUGAUAAUUGACUUGACUAUAAGGUCAUGUAUUAAAACAGCAAUAACAGUGGGACUUGGGGGAGGCAAACACAACUGUGUGCCUCCACCAGACAUUUGAGCCACUGAUUUGGGAGAGGAUGCCUCUUCACCAUCUCUGCUGCCAGGUGCAGAUGUGCCUGGAGGGGAUCAAGGACCAUCCCCUGCGCUAAACCCACCCUAACAAUGGGUACUCCGCUUGGGUAGCGUACGUCAUUAUGUGAGGUUGUUGCUGAGUACCAAUCAGAAAAUCCACAUUUGAAGACAGAUUUGAACUCCACUUUAGAGUAUUUAUUUUUUGGUAGGGAAUUACUGAAGAGCUAUUAAAUCAGAAUCAAAGUUGAAUUAAACAUAAUUUGAAAAUACAGCAGGAUGCUGGUCAGAUCUUAUCUAAUAUGGAAAUGUACUUUUGAAAUUGUGUGUUCAAGGGGAUUUUUGUUUGUUUUUGAUUUGUGUUAUUUUGUUACUGCUGGUGUUACUGUGUUUGUUUAACACAGUCUCACUCUUUAGUUCAGACUAGCCUGAAACUCAUGUUAAUUCUCCAGCCUUACCCUCCGGGUUCUUGGAUUAUACACGUACAUUAACAUGCCAGUCUUCAAACGUUUUACCAACCAACAGUUCAGUCAACAUCUUAUUUCAGAUUGUAAAGUCACAUUUUGAAAACAUAUAUCUAAAUAUGGGAAGUGAGGAAAAUACGGGAAAAAUAACAUAUUUUUUUCCAAAGGAGAAACACACUGGAAAGCUUUUAACCUUACAGAUAACUAUGCAUUCCUAUGGGAGUUUAGAUGAAAUCUGGCCCUCUUUCCCUGUCAUUGGUGUGUCUUCAUUAGACAGAAGGUUGGUCUCCACUCGCAGCCUGUGGCUCUUGGUGAGUCACUGAGACUAUCCUGUGCAGUUGCCUCAGGAGUCAUGCCGGCACACCUCGCCUUUCCUGGGAGGCUGCCUCGCCAAGGCUCAGGCUUAGGUGGAAUCUCUCUGGGACACAUACCAGGUCAGGGAGGGCCUAUCCUACCUCCACCUUUUUCCUGGCAUAUGCUCAGGCAACAAAGAGUUACCUCUGACCUCUAGAGUUCAGGGGAACAAAAUAUCGCUGCCCAUAGAGCCGCUCCUGGGAAACCCUGCAAGGUUCACACAGCUCUCAUUGGAAGUCCUGGUCUUACCAGGAGAGAAACAAGUAGAUAAAAUAAGCCAUGCACAUGUGCAUGCUGGUACUCAUGCUUGUGCAUGCACAAGCUCCAUCCUUUGCAGAAUCACAGCUAUUCAUUUCCAUCUUAACCGAUAGACUCAUAUUUAAAAAGACAAAGGUAAAGGAAAGCCAGUGAGAUCUAAACGGUGUAUUUCUUUGAUUUAGCUGACGUCUAGUGUCCCAUGUAAGAACACAUUUUCAAUCCCAUCGACACCAACUGGAUGUAGAGAAAACUGGCCUAAUAUCAGUGACCUUGGCUUCUCCAGACAAAAGUCUAAAGCUCAUCAAGGACUGAGCCGAAACACAGCCAGUUAAUUUAUAGAAGCUGAGUGAGGAUUUUAACAUUGGUAUAUUGUUCUGCUGGGAGAAUUUCCAGCCAUGCUUCAUCACUCGAUGCAAGAAGUUUGGGGUAGCUUUGUGUAUUUUUUUAAUGUUUUCUUAAAGAGUUCAGGAAAGAGCUAUAUCUUUAUAAAUUUUUGUUUUAAUCUCAAAGCUGAUAAUAAAACUCAGAGCCUUAUACCUGUUGAGCAAACACUACCAUUGGGCUACACCUAUAAUACCCCCCCAAAACCAUAUUAAUGAUGAAAAAGUUUGAUGGAGAUUUCAGGUUUGGGGUUGAACAUACUUUGAAAACUCAUUGUUUUAGUGAAGAUUAAGUUAAGUAAGCAUAAAAGAUUACAGUCAGUUUAUGUGUUACACAGAUUUCUCAUUAUAUUGUACGUACACACACAGAUUGAGAACCAAAGCAACCCAAGAUGCAAAAUUGCAUAACUUACAGUCUCCCACCAAAAUUACCUAAUAUCCCAGUAGGUGCAACCUGUAAACAAGGACAUUAUACUCUGUACUUGACGCUGAAGUUUUACUAUGCAAAGCCCUGUCCCAUUCUAACUCUCCUGCUCUCUUACACAUUUUUCACACCCUCUCUCUGUCAAGAGUCUGUGGGGGAAAAGCCAAAAGCUGGAGGACAGCUAACUAAAUUCCACUGCCAAAAGAUACCAAUCAUUUACCCAGCCACUAUAUGACAUGUCCUACUGUGUCACUUUUGUUUCGUUCAGUCAGCAAACUAUAAAGUUACCUGUAAGUCCCUUUAUUGGACCAAAUUUGUCGUUUUUGCCUCAAUUUCUCUUCUGUGAAAAUUUUUAAAAGUUUGAUUUGCUGCUCAGUAUUUUCAAUUUUUUUCUAAUGUUAUGUGAGGAGGAGAACAUAAACAGCACUUCUGGGUAUAUUUUAACGUUUUAACUGAAGAAUAUUUAUGUCUAAGACAUCUCUGCUAUACAAAUUGCUGUUGAGUGUAAUACAGUGCAUCUUCCUUCUGCCCCUUCACACUCUAUAACUGCACUUUCCAAGUCUGAAGAACCACUCGCAUAAAGUUUCUAUUGAAGAUUCUAACGGAACAUACAGUUGUAUUGUGUUCACCAUAAAACUUGUCUGACUACGAAUUUUAUCAGAGUACUGAAUUGUAUCAAUUUGUUUGCAGUGAAUAUCAGCUUUGAUAGUUAUGUACCUUAACAUACUAAAGGAGACUAUAACUUACAAGUUGUUGUCAGUUUUUAUUUAUUUAUUUUUGUUAGGAAUUGGCAAAGAUCACCAUGGAAAAAUAAA
Messenger RNA from Meriones unguiculatus (Mongolian gerbil), 3928 nucleotides. RefSeq names its product epiregulin (gene Ereg). The coding region runs from base 141 to 629 and encodes 162 amino acids. The record is from RefSeq and is a predicted model, not a curated record. The transcript has 5 exons. Lineage: Eukaryota; Metazoa; Chordata; Mammalia; Rodentia; Muridae. Gene Ontology annotation, biological process: positive regulation of mitotic nuclear division; positive regulation of cell population proliferation; epidermal growth factor receptor signaling pathway.